UUUCUUGGAAGAAAAGCCAGCCCAGAACAAAACAGCCUCGUCGCGAUUCGAUCUUCUUCCUAAUCAAAUUGGUUUCUCUUUGGAAUUCAGCGGCGGUUGUUUCUUUUUAUUCGAAAUCUCCAUGGCUAAGCAGCAGGCAAAUUGGUCUCCGUACGACAACAAUGGGGGAACGGUCGUCGCGAUCGCUGGAGCUGAUUACUGUGUGAUUGCGGCCGAUACUCGGAUGUCCACUGGCUACAAUAUUCUUACUCGCGAUUACUCCAAAAUUACUCAGCUAGCUGGUAAGGCUCUGAUGGCCUCUUCAGGAUUUCAGGCUGAUGUGAGAGCUCUGCAGAAGGUCUUGGCUGCAAGACACUUGAUAUAUCAGCACCAACAUAACAAACAGAUGAGCUGUCCUGGAAUGGCUCAAUUGCUAUCUAACACAUUGUACUACAAACGCUUCUUCCCAUAUUAUGCGUUCAAUGUAUUGGGUGGCCUUGACAGUGAGGGUAAGGGCUGUGUCUUCACUUAUGAUGCUGUGGGAUCUUAUGAAAGGGUCGGAUACAGCUCCCAAGGCUCUGGUGCUACACUCAUCACUCCCUUUUUGGACAACCAACUGAAGUCUCCCAGUCCUCUCUUAUUACCUGCAAAGGAUGCAGUGACUCCACUCUCGGAGUUGGAAGCUAUUGACUUGGUGAAAACUUGUUUUGCAUCAGCUACAGAAAGAGACAUAUACACUGGAGACAAGCUGGAGAUCGUCGUACUGAACUCUGGUGGAAUACGGCGCGAGUAUGUAGAACUCAGGAAAGAUUGAGCUCCCGUAACUUUAGUGUUUUAUUUCACCCCAACUUUUCUUGAAACGGGAGAUAAGACAGCAUAUUCAGGUCUGCUGUAAUUCACAAAAUUCCUCAUCUUCUCAGGGAAUUGCAGGUGUGGCCUUUUUGUUUAUUUGCAACAGGUCGCUGCUUAUGCUUGAAUCUUAGUAUAUCUAUGAAUUACUUGUUGACAAUGGCGUGCUGUUACAAUUUUAAUGAAUCGCUCUUAUGAACCUUCA
Messenger RNA from Andrographis paniculata, 1033 nucleotides. Its product is annotated as proteasome subunit beta type-1. Gene Ontology annotation, cellular component: proteasome core complex. The record is from RefSeq and is a predicted model, not a curated record. The transcript has 7 exons. The coding region runs from base 122 to 793 and encodes 223 amino acids. NCBI's taxonomy places the organism in Eukaryota, Viridiplantae, Streptophyta, Magnoliopsida, Lamiales, Acanthaceae.